GUCUGACAUCUGGCAGGUAGCGUGGUCGCGUGGUGUCACAAAGCUGACAAAGCCACGAAUGAACGCACCGAAAGUAAAGUGCUGGUAAUGCAGUGAAGCUGAACUCGGACGAGAGCGUGAUAGCCCGCCGAGAUGUCGGGCAAUCGGAAGAUCGCUGAAGGGACGGAGGCUCUGCGGCAAGCCGAGAAAUUCCUCAAGACUGGAUUGCUCAAGUGGAAGCCCGACUGGGACAACGCCGCCGCAGAGUACUGCAAGGCAGCGACGGCUUUCAAGGGGGCCAAGGCAUUGCAGCAGUGCAAGGACGCACACCUCAAAGCGGCCGAGUGCUACCUCAAGAACGGCUCCUUCUUCUCAAGUGGCAAGCAGCUGGAGCAGGCUGCACUGGUGAGCAGAGACAUGGGGGACCUGAACGCAGCCGGAGAGCUGGUGGACCGGGCCUCCCGCCUCUUCGUAGACUCCCGCAGCCCAGACACUGCCGCCCUCACGCUGGAGCGGGGAGCCAAGAUCAUCGAAAACAAGCAUCCUCAGGCAGCAGUAGAGUUCUUCAACAGAGCAGCAGAAAUCGUUUCGGUGGAGGACCGGCCCCGGCAGGCGGCGGAAUUCUGCGGCCAGGCGGUCCGGCUCUUGCUCAAGACAUCCAGGUGGGAGGAGGCAGCGGAGGCCAUUGGGCGUCAGCGGGAGUUCCUGCGGGAGGCCGGGGACGAGCGUGCGGUGGGGCGCCUGGUGGUGGCCUCCGUGCUCGUCCACCUGGCCCGGGACGACUUUGUGGCCGCGAGCAAGGCCCUCGACCAGGGCGCAGGGUUCCUGGAGGGGGAGGAGCAGGACACCCUGUCCACGCUGCUGGAGGGCUGCGACCAGGGGGACCCCGACACCGUGGCACGCGCCCUCAAGAGCCCCUUCCUCAGGCACAUGGACACCGAGUAUGCCAAGCUGGCCAGGAUGCUGGGCCAGCAGGCAAACGAGUCCAAGAGGAAAGCAGCCAAGGAGCCUGUCCCCACGGGAGAGGAAGGGGCGGACCACUCCGAAGAGGCUGAGGCAUCGGCCGGCCCCGGCGGUGACUCGGACGACGAGUUUGCGGGAGGCCUGCUCUGAUGUGGCCUUGCAUGCGGCGGCCUCUGCAACGCGUCUGCCGCGGCUUGAGAGUUGGGGCCGACUCUGUUCAUAGGUUCCAAUGAUGCGAUAAAAGGAGUAUGGCUGUGAAAAGCUGGCACGACGUCCUACGGCCUCGAUCGAUGUCGCGUCAGUCUCGAGAAACCCUAGUCCGCCUUUGCCGAGGAAUCCUUCCUGGCUUUGGCAUUGAUGCAGACAUCGUAAGCAACGAAGACCCGUCUGCACGCUCGCGUUUGCUUAGGGCCGAGCGCCUUAAAACCUCUUAUGACGAGAGAACACGGUCCCUAUAUACUGAAAAGUAGCCCAAUUCUUCUUCUCCCUGCAUUUUCCUCCUUUCCACUGAGGGCAAUCCUUCUCGCCCUCCUUCUGCACCACGCCCCCGCUGCCAUUUUCGUGCGAGGUCCACAAGUCGCUCGGGUGUAAAGACAAGCGUUCUUCGAUUCCACUGAAAGAGGACGAUUAAAAAAAGAAAUGAAUGUA
Molecule: messenger RNA, 1590 nt
Organism: Ixodes scapularis (black-legged tick)
Lineage: Eukaryota; Metazoa; Arthropoda; Arachnida; Ixodida; Ixodidae
Gene: gammaSnap1
Product: gamma-soluble NSF attachment protein
Exons: 10
Coding region: 133-1092 (319 amino acids)
Biological process (GO): intracellular protein transport
Cellular component (GO): vacuolar membrane; SNARE complex
Molecular function (GO): syntaxin binding; soluble NSF attachment protein activity
Source: RefSeq, a predicted model, not a curated record